Molecule: messenger RNA, 2208 nt
Organism: Panicum hallii
Lineage: Eukaryota; Viridiplantae; Streptophyta; Magnoliopsida; Poales; Poaceae
Product: protein ABC transporter 1, mitochondrial
Exons: 8
Coding region: 95-1942 (615 amino acids)
Biological process (GO): ubiquinone biosynthetic process
Molecular function (GO): kinase activity
Source: RefSeq, a predicted model, not a curated record
GCCGCGCCUGCCGCCCGCCCGCAUCCGCGCUCUCUUCUUGGUCCAGGGGCCUUCCACGCCUCGGGUCCCCGCCUCCCCCCCUUCGGCCUUUCCCAUGGCGUCCAGGGAUCUCCGGCGCCUGCUUGAUGGCGCCGCGCUCGUCGCCCGCGAAGCCACGAGGGGCACCUCCCCACGCGACGUCCUCAGGUCCGCUCUCCUCGCCGCUACCGACCUCGCCGGCCUCACCAAGGGCACCCCGCGCCGCCCGCAGGACCCUCCAGGCGCUGGGCCGCACCCCGCCACCGAAUCCUCCCGCCCCUCCUCCUCCGUGGUAUACUUCACCCACGACGAUGCCGCUGCGACCCAACAAGAGCCCCCGUUGGAGCGGCCGCCGCCCCUGUCCCCGCCGGCGCAAGAGCCCGCACACCCCGCGCGGACGCAGAUCACCGGAACUGGUACAGCCGCCGCCGUGGUAGCUGAACCAGCUGCCGUAGCGGCGGCAAGUCCCGAUCCUGUGGCGGCUCCUCCUGAGCCCUCUCCUUUGCCCCCACAGGCGCCCCCUCUGCCCUCACCAGCGUCAGUGGAGAAGAGGCGGCGGCUACGGGAGCGGAGGGUUCCGUCCACGCCCUUCACCAGAGCCCUAGGGUUUGCAGGACUGGGUGCCGGGCUAGCAUGGGGCACCGUUCAGGAGUCGGCCCGCCGGGUGAUGUACGGCGCACCGGUGGACAAACAGGGCAAGCAGUCAGCGCUGUCGCCAUUCUUGUCCGAUCAGAAUGCUGAGCGUGUUGCCCUUGCGCUCUGCCGGAUGCGUGGAGCGGCACUCAAGGUGGGCCAGAUGCUGAGCAUUCAAGAUGAAUCCCUUGUGCCUCCGCCGGUAUUGGCAGCUCUUGAUAUUGUUCGUCAAGGUGCUGAUGUCAUGCCAAGGAAGCAGCUAAAUUCAGUCCUUGAUGCCGAGCUUGGUACUGACUGGUCCUCCAAGUUGCGGAGUUUCGACUAUGAGCCGCUAGCCGCAGCUAGCAUCGGGCAGGUCCAUCGGGCGGUUUUGAAGGACGAGUCAGAUGUUGUCAUGAAAAUACAAUACCCUGGGGUUGCAGAUAGUAUAGAAAGUGAUAUUGAGAAUGUUAGGCUACUUCUAACUUAUACAAAUCUCAUCCCUAAAGGUCUUUUUCUUGAUAGAGCUAUGAAGGUGGCAAAGCAGGAGCUGGCAAGGGAAUGUGAUUAUGUGUUAGAAGCAAGUAACCAGAAGCGUUACAAAGAAUUGCUAUCUGAUAGUGAUGGCUACUAUGUCCCAAAGGUCAUUGAUCAAUUAUCUAGCAAGAAAGUACUGACCUCCGAGUUUGUUCCAGGGGUCCCUAUUGAUAAGGUUGCUCAGUUAAGCCAGGAGACCCGCAAUUAUGUUGGUUGUAAACUGCUUGAGCUUACAAUAAAGGAGUUAUUUGUCUUCAGAUUCAUGCAGACUGAUCCAAAUUGGAGUAAUUUUCUGUAUGAUGAUGCUACAAGGAAAUUCAAUCUGAUCGACUUUGGGGCAGCUCGUGAUUUUCCAAAGCGCUUUGUAGAUGAUUAUCUACGCAUGGUCAUUGCCUGUGCAAACAAAGAUCGGGCUGCUGUCUUAGAGAUGUCCCGCAGACUUGGAUUCCUUACUGGCGAGGAACCAGAAGUCAUGCUGGAUGCUCAUGUCCAAGCAGCCUUCAUUGUUGGUGUGCCGUUUGCAAAGCCAGGUGGCCAUGAUUUUCGAGCAAACAAUAUCACACAUAGUGUUUCCAAUCUCGGGGCUACCAUGUUGAAGCACAGGCUGACCCCACCACCAGAUGAAGUUUACAGCCUGCAUAGAAAGCUGUCAGGUGCAUUCCUGGCUUGCAUCAAGAUUGGGGCAGUUGUGCCCUGCAGAGAGAUGUUGUUCCAAGUUUAUGAGCAAUAUAAUUUCAGUGACGAUUAUUCUGAUGUAGCAUCUAGUACUGCAUAGAUUACCUUUUGUUUGGGGACAUGCCAAAUAGUUCAUUGUCGGCUGCGGCUCAUUUUUCUUGGGAGCUUGGCAGUUCAUUCAUAUUUGGGGUUUAAAAAGGUGAAAGGUUGUGUUCUUGGUUUGUAAAGUCUGUUUGGAUGAGCUAAGUAGGAGAUUGUACAAUGUGCUCAGAGUAGCCUUUCACCAGAUAGUGGUGGGGUUUUAUUUGUACAAGUUUUUUAAAGGAGGAAUAAAGACAAUGGAACAAAGUUUAUUUUUCGCAGGUA